Molecule: messenger RNA, 661 nt
Organism: Juglans regia (Persian walnut)
Lineage: Eukaryota; Viridiplantae; Streptophyta; Magnoliopsida; Fagales; Juglandaceae
Product: indole-3-acetic acid-induced protein ARG2-like
Exons: 2
Coding region: 129-437 (102 amino acids)
Biological process (GO): response to stress
Cellular component (GO): mitochondrion
Source: RefSeq, a predicted model, not a curated record
UCCAAAGAAGCUUUCUUGGGGUAGUCGAAUACGUUGAGGUUUCUCUUCUGUCUCUCCUUCGCUCGCUUGGAAGGUUUUCUUUUUCCUCGCUGGAAAAUCUCUCUGCGGUGGCUCACGAGUAAUACACAAUGGCUCGCUCUCUCUCCAACACUAAGCUUUUCUCUUCUCUCCUCGUCGAUGGAUUCUCUAAUGCUAUAAGCAGGCGUGGAUACGCGGCGUCGUCACAAGGAAUAAUGGCGACGGUAGCAAGAGGAGGAGGGGGUUCAUCGGGUGCAAGGAUGGUGAAGAAGGCAGGAGAAGAUGCUGCGGCGGCGGGUUCCACCGAGAAGGUGGCCUGGGUCCCAGACCCCGUUACCGGCUACUACAGACCGGAGAACUGCAUGGACGAGGUCGACGUGGCCGAACUGCGUGCACUGCUCUUGAAAAGCAAGCACUGAGUGCCCUCGAUCUGUACUACUGUCGACUAGAUAGUUAACGGGUUGUAUAACAUUUUCCAGAUUUGUUAGCUUCUGAUUUUGAGGAAUGGAAUAAUUUCAUAUCUAUUCUUCCUACCUUAGAUGUUCAGAUGGAGUCCCCAUCCCCAAAAUUUCCUGACACAUUUUAAAUUGUUUCAAAUAUCAAUCAUUUAAAUAGAAAAAUGGAUCUACGUUACCCAUAAUAA